CCAUAAGCUGAAGGACAUGAAGAAGGAAUUCUUUCGGAUCAGUGAAGAUAUGGAAUCAGUAUCUAUAAAGAAUUCAGCUGUGUCCCGCCACAAAGCACGUGAAGCAGAAGAAGCCAGCCACUUCCUGCUUGCUACCCAAAAGUGCUACCGUCAUCUGGCCCUGGAUUAUGUAUUACAGAUUAAUUGCUUCCAGUCAAGUCAGAAGCUUCAGAUUCUAAACUCGAUGAUGUCAUACUAUCACAUGCAAUAUGCAUUCUAUCAUCAGGGAUAUGAUCUGCUGAAGGACCUGGAACCCAUCAUGAAGAAGCUGUCUACACAGUUAGAUCAAAUGACUCUAGAUUCAGUAUCAAAAAGAAAAGAAAUGGAACAACAGUGUUUACUACUGCAGCAAAAGGAUAGCUCUGUUGACUCUGAAAUAGAGCUUCUAAGCAAUCCACUGAAUGACAUUCCAAUUGAAGGAUAUCUCUUCAAACGUUCCAGUAAGAAAAUCAAAAUGUGGAAAAGGAGAUGGUUUUCUGUGCACAAUAACCAGUUGAUCUACCAGAAAUCAAUAAAGGAGGAGCCUACAGUAAUGGUUGAAGACUUGCGACUCUGUGCCGUCAGAUGCCUGGAAGAGAUUGAGAGGCGGUUCUGCUUUGAAGUAGUGUCUGUUCAUAAGAACUAUCUUCUGCAAGCAGAUUCUGGGCCCCUUCGUGAUGCCUGGGUACGCACAAUCCAGACCAGUAUUGACACAGCAUACCGAGAAAAAUCAGGCACAAAGUCUCCUGAGAGUCUAGGGAAGUCUUCAUCUUCUGCCUCGUUAGUAUCAGAUUCACCAAAGCAGAGUCAGAAGAGCACUACCUGUACCAGUAGUGUGAGUAUUCUGACACUGGUGCAGAGGGUUGCUGGGAAUGAAAAGUGCUGUGACUGUGGGAAGCAGGACCCUCGCUGGGCAAGUAUUAACCUCGGCAUCCUGCUGUGUAUAGAGUGCUCUGGGAUCCACAGGAGUUUGGGUGUUCACCUCUCAAAAGUCCGCUCCCUAACACUAGAUUCAUGGGAACCAGAAGUCUUGAAGUUGCUCUGUGCCCUGGGGAACAAUGCUGUGAAUCAGAUUUAUGAGGCACGAUGCAGUGAAGUAGGAGCCACAAAACCCACAUCUGACAGUUUACGCUCUGAGAAGGAGUCAUGGAUAAAGAUGAAGUAUGUUGAGCGACGAUUCUUGAGAAAAUUGACGAUACCUUUGCCAGCUGUAGAUUCCACUGGAGGAAUUCCUGUGACUAAUGAAGACCAGAGUGCUGGUGAGGCUUCCUCCCCACAGAAUGAGUCUAGUCUAAUAUUGUAUCAUGCGGCAAGAGCCGGGAACCUUACCACCAUGGCAGAGGCACUGGCUCACAAAGCUGAUGUGAACUGGAUCAACCGAGCAGAGGAGAGACGGACACCAUUGAUGAAUGCAGCUGUGGGGGGUUCCUUGCUGGCCUGUGAGUUUCUUCUGCAGAAUGGUGCAGGCAUCAAUUACAGAGAUGUGAGAGGGCGAGGAGCACUUCAUCUUGCUGCCCAUCUGGGGCAUACAGGGCAGGUGUGCUUAUUCAUGAAAAGAGGAGCUAAUCAGUAUGCUGUUGACGAAAUGGGACACGAUCCACUAAGUAUCGCUGUAGAAAUCGCCAGUGCUGACAUUGUCACCCUCCUCCGGAUGGCUCGAAUGAAUGAAGAGAUGCGCGACUCAGAAGGCUUUUUUGGACAUAUGGGUGAUGAUGAGACAUUCCAGGAUAUUUUCCGAGAUUUCUCUGACAUGGCAUCCAAUGAUCCUGAAAAGUUAAGUCGACGAAGAGCAGACUCACCACUUCCUGAAUCAGAUGAAGCAAUGUGAUUUCUUGGACGGCAGAAUCAAAUUAAUGAUGAAGAGGGGAUAAAAGGUUUAUGACAUGGUGAAGAUACAAGAAGCAAUAACUUUUUUUCCUGAGCUGUCAGGAAUUGCUUUAAUUUUUACUUGCUGCUUGAACAUUUGUUCAGAAUUGUGGUUCCUUGUAAGGGAGCUUAUACCUGCCUUACUGUUUAGUUAACAUAUAACAAGUUGACUAAAACAGCACUAGCCAUGUGUUGCAGUUCUGAACUCAGACUGUAACUAACAUAUUGUAGGGAUAGGGGACUCCACAGAGUAAAAGACCAUCUUGGUUGCAGUAAAAAAAAAAAAAAACAACAAAAAAAAAAAAAAUUCCUGCUAGAAUUACAAAAUAACUUUAUUUUUAAGAUAAUGAACAAGUGUUGAUUUGAAACUGUCUGCACAGCCGUAAUUUUUAUGCCUGAUAAGUGUAUGUUUUUUUUUUGGAGUGGGGGGGGGGGGUAUAAGUUGUCUUUUAGAGUCCUUUAAAACUCUAGAAACUAAGUUGUCAAGAAUUGUAGGUUGUGAAGCCAGUUCAUAAUAUUUCUUUAUGCUCGGAAAUAUUAAUGGUCAUGACUUUUUGAUAUAUGUACAUGUAUUUUGAGGGGGAAUAUAAUAAGGUGAUUGGAGGGAGCUUGGAGAAAUAUGCAAAAAUACUUUACAGUGAAGAUGUGAAGUAAGUGAACACACUGCCAGAGCGAGUACUGGGGCGUUUACUUUGGGAAUGUAAAUAAUUUGUAAGAAAACUGCAUUUAGGAGUGGGAAAGAGUGCAAAAUGUGCCGUAAGUGAAUGAAGGUCAUGGACUUGGACAAAUUUGAUUAGGCUUAAUAUUCUCCUCUGCUAGCAGACUCCAUGUUUGUAUAGAGCCCGGCAGCCAUGGAGUGCCCCUGAUUCACAAGUGAUGCAUCAUAAAAAGGGCACAGUUUAAGGUCAUCUUUGGGCAGAUUUGAGCAAGGAUGAGGUGGAUAGUGGAAGAGGGCAGCUGCACACUGGUAGGCCACAACACCCUGGCAUACUUGUUAGGCCAUAGAUAAUUUUCCUCAAUAUUGGUAUUUGAACAAUUCAGUGAAGUUAUACAGUACUGUUGUUUCACAGAGAGGGUAGCAGAUGGUUGGAAACGACUGCUUGAAAAGGUAGUAGGAUCAAAAACAGCAACAGCAUAUAAAAUGCAUUUGUAAGACAUAAUGCAGAUCUUAUGAGGGGAUGGGAAGCCAAAACAAACUUUUUUAGAACUUGCAGUGUAAACAGUUGUUAGGUGAAUGAGAUUAGGCAAAUCUCCUUAACUGCAUACCUCUUUUCUUCUUUACAUAUCUCUUUUCUUCUCCUCUCCUUAAGAAUUAUGGACAAAUGGAAGAAUAACAGAUGGACAACGGCUCAAAAUCCUGGACAUGUUUUAAAUAUUACUCCACUUAAAAAUUAAUGGAACAACAGGUUUUGUUUCAGCAUGCAUUUUCUAAGCAAUAGGAAGUAUGAAACACUAAUGUUUGGCAUUGCCAACUGAAUGUAAUCCUCAGUGAUUUCCCAGAAAAAUAAGUUUUAUGAGGGACAAGGCAAAAAUAUGAGGCAAAAUCAGAGACAGUUGAGAGGUAUGUGUAAUUAUCAAAAUUUAUUUUAAAAGCAAUAGUAGAUGUCUUGCAAAAGAACUGAGGUACACAGGGCAGUAUUUUGCAUAAGAGUUUCAAUUGUGUUACUUCCUGUAAUUAAGCCUGAUAUGCUUAUGUUACCCCUUGCACUAAAAUCCAUACUGUGACUAGUGUUACUACCAUUGUAAUUGAUGGCUACUGUGUUGAGUUUUGUGCAGACAUGUUUAUAUUUAAAUAACCUGUUUUAUAUGUGCAAUAGACUACUGUAAGGUGUACUGCAAAAACUACCGAGUUGUGCAGUCUUUAGAAAGUGUCAUUCUCAUUGCUUAUCAUUUUCAUCUACUUUUGCGUAUGUUGGGUGUGGUGUUUUAUACUGUCAGAUCAGCAGGUUGAUAGAUUUGAUAUGAACUUUUAAUUUUGCAGCGUUUAAGUGAAAUUACCUCUGGGAUAUGCAGUUUGAGGAAAUAAUUCUACUGCUUUUUAUAUUUUGUUACAGGGUAGUCCAACUUUGAACUUUGUAUGUGGGAUGUGGAAAUACAAAGAAAUCAAGUCACUGUCCUAACUGUGAGAAUUGCAGUUGGAGCUUAGAAAGUGUAGUUUCAGUAACAUGCUUUGUCAGGAUUAUGCUUGAACAUACAAAACUGAAUAAGGUAUUUAAAUAAUAGUAAUUUCUUAACCUGCUAAAGUGUUGAGGAUUCUAGAGACAUACUAGUACUCGUGUGUUUCUAGA
Molecule: messenger RNA, 4172 nt
Organism: Protopterus annectens (West African lungfish)
Lineage: Eukaryota; Metazoa; Chordata; Ceratodontiformes; Protopteridae
Product: arf-GAP with coiled-coil, ANK repeat and PH domain-containing protein 2-like
Exons: 17
Coding region: 17-1846 (609 amino acids)
Cellular component (GO): cytoplasm
Molecular function (GO): GTPase activator activity; protein binding
Source: RefSeq, a predicted model, not a curated record